AUGAUAAAACAUUCAUUAUCUGAGACAACAUUGAUGAGUGAUCGAGAUUCAAAUCAAUAUGAAAUUCGACAAAGACUAUUGGCUAGUUCCCAAAGUACAUCACUUAAUGAUAUCUCUGAAAAAUCUUCGAAUGAUUUGCAUGAUCAUACACAUGAUUUAAUUGAUUCAGUUUUUGAAGUUCCAACAAGAUGUGUUGAACAAGCAAAAGAAGUUGGUAAAUUUGUUGUUGAUUAUGUUGUCGAUCAUAGUCAUCUUCCACAUUGGCUUAUUGAUAAUGAAUUUUUAUUAUCUGGACAUCGUCCACCAAUGCCAAGUGUUAAACAAUGUUUUGCAUCAAUAUUUCGUUUACAUACAGAAACAGUUAAUAUAUGGACACAUCUAUUAGGUACUUUUGUUUUUAUUGGAAUUGCAAUAUAUUUUCUUACACAACCGGCUACUGAAGUACAUAUAGAAAAAAAAUUAAUAUUUGGUGCAUUUUUUCUUGGAGCUAUUGUAUGUUUACUUUGUUCAACAUUAUAUCAUACAUUUUAUUGUCAUUCACCAAAAUUUUCCAAGUUUUUUGGCAGACUUGAUUAUUGUGGAAUAGCAAUAUUAAUUAUUGGUUCAGUUGUUCCAUUACUUUAUUAUCAAUUUUAUUGUGAAUUUGGAACAAAAAUUGCAUAUUUAUCAUUAAUUGGUUUAUUGGGUAUAACAUGUAUAGUUAUUUCUAUGUGGGAUAAAUUUGAUUCAUCAGAUUAUCGAGUUUAUCGUGUUUUACUAUUUAUUACAUUUGGAAUUUUUGGUUUUAUUCCAACUUGUCAUUAUAUAUUUCGGCAUGGUUUCGAACAUGCUUUUACAGCUGGUGCUACUCAAUAUUUACUCUUAGUAGCUACACUUUAUGUUAUUGGUGCAGGUCUUUAUGCUGCUCGAAUACCUGAACGAUUAGCUCCAGGUCUUUUUGAUAUUUGGUUUCAAAGUCAUCAACUUUUUCAUGUAUUUGUUGUGGCUGCAGCUUGUGUUCACUAUUAUGGCAUUUGCGUUUUAUCACAUAAUCAAGCUAGUUAUUUUGGUGAUUGUCAAGCAGAUAUUUUAACUUCAAAUACCGGUCAAGGACGUGGUACAUCACAAACUCAAGCAGUUUCUUGUUUAUCAACUGAUGAUUCAGUAGCUCCAAUGAGCAGUGAUCGAGAUCAUGGUAUUUCUCUGAAACAAAAAACUUUAGUUUCAGAUUCUCAAUGGAUGGUAUCAGAUUUAACUAUUGAUCAGUUCAAGUCAAAUACUCGGCCAUCAAAGCCAAAUGAGUUGGGAAAAAUUGGCGACCAUAUAACAGUUCAGAUAAACUACUUUCCAAUUGUUAAAUUUCCUCAAAGUGGUCUUGUUUAUCAAUAUGAUAUUCAAAUAAAAAAUAAAUAUUCUUCAAUAGUUCACCGUUAUCAUCGACGAGCGUUGUAUGAAUGUUGGUUACAUGAAUAUUGUCGGACAUAUCCGCAAAUAAAUAAACAUAAAAUUGUUUUCGAUAAUCAUCACAUAAUCUUUACAAUAGAUCAAUCAUUGCCAAAUAUUGAUGAAACUGGAAUCACUACGACAAAAAUGGCACCGAAUAGAUUUUAUCGUCAAGAAGAAUAUCAAAUUUCUAUCAAACGAGUGGGUAAUCCGAUUGAUUUGAGUUUGUUACGUUCUCUUGACGAAUUUUACAAUACGAAAAAUGAUUCUAACAUCAAUGUUAAUGAUAUCAAAGUACUUCAACAAAUGUUAUCGAUUGUAUUACAUGAAAAUUGUUCAUCAAAUGCUGCUUAUAUUUAUAAUCGAUCAUUUUUUGCACAACCCAUAUUAGAAAAUAAGCAUGGUUACUGGGAUCUUGGUUUAGGUAAAGCUUUAUGGCGUGGUUUCUAUUCAUGUCUUGUCUUUACCAAUGGUACUAAUCGACUACUGAUGAAUCUCGAUGGUAAGCGUUAA
This is a messenger RNA of Rotaria sp. Silwood1, 1935 nucleotides long. The record is from the annotation of a GenBank genome assembly. NCBI's taxonomy places the organism in Eukaryota, Metazoa, Rotifera, Eurotatoria, Philodinida, Philodinidae.